Molecule: messenger RNA, 606 nt
Organism: Metarhizium robertsii ARSEF 23
Lineage: Eukaryota; Fungi; Ascomycota; Sordariomycetes; Hypocreales; Clavicipitaceae
Exons: 3
Coding region: 1-606 (201 amino acids)
Source: RefSeq, a predicted model, not a curated record
AUGGGCGGAGAAGAUGAGUGGAAGAAAUAUAUCGUAUCUCGACAUCGAGCAACGGCGAGAUCGUCACAACUGAACAUCCCUUUCACUCGAAUCCAAGAGCCGGCUCUCGACGCCUUUGAAGACAUUGAGAUGAUAGAGUCAGCGGCAAGGAACUACGAGAAGUGGCGCGAAGAGCCGGAUACGUCCGCAUUUGCUCCAAUAUCAGGAACAUCUUCAACGAAUUUGCCAGAGGUUAUCGCAGAAAGAUUACGGGCCAGCAUGUAUUAUCUCCAGCCCCGCUCCUUCGCGAGAUUAGGUGAGAAAUUGUAUGGCAAGGGAGUCUCCGCAAGCCAGUGGGCAGCUAAAGAGAUACGAUGCAGACUGGGUCCGGGCGACCAGGGGUACGCGGCGUUGCCCCAAAUGACAUCAGGAUUUGAGGUCAAUUAUCACAUAUAUAACACUGUCAUGUUGUCAAGAUCUGCACCCAUGAAUCUUGACGUCAAGAUCGAGCACGACUCUCACAGCAGCCCCAUUCGAAUCGAUGCUGACUUUGGAAAGCCUUACAAGAUCACCAUCAGUGGUUUCCCAUUAAAACUGAAGGCUGCCAGCCAAUCUUCUUGGCCUUAA